UGUUCAAAUGUUUUUGGAGCUCAACAGAGUCUCAGACUCCUCCUUGCAGUCCACCUCCUGUUGGCCCUCCCCUCGGCUCUCAAAGCUGUUCUGGUUCUCCGGUCCACAUCAGUUCCAUCUGAACCUGGUUACAGCCGCUGGCACGCUGUGGGGUUGGCUGUGUGAUCUUUAAAUGUGUAUGGUUAUUUUUGCACCGAUAUUUGCCAUUUGUGCAUUUGCAACAUGUGGGGGAUACUCUGGCCACCUCCAGGUUAAGGUGGAUUGUGCAGGCAGGAAGCAGAGCAACCUGAGCAUCACUGUCGACUUCGCUUAUCCGUUCAGAUUACACCAAGUGCACUUCAAGGCUCCGUCGUGUGAGGACAGCUCUGGGGAAGUUGUUUUUCUCAAUGGGGACUUCUCCACAGCCGCUCAGUUUUUUCUGACUGUGGGGGUUUUGGCGUUUUUGUACUCACUCCUGGCAACGGUGGUUUACAUCUUCUACCAGAACAAGUACUUGAAGAACAACAGGGGACCUCUUGUGGAUUUUUUUGUCACGGUGGUGUUUUCCUUCAUGUGGAUGGUCAGCAGCUGUUACUGGGCCAAAACUCUCGCCGACUUAAAAACUGCAACCAACCCAACCCAGGUGCUUCUUCUCAUCUCUGCUUGUAAGGCUCCAAAAAACACAUGCUCCGCCACACAGGAGCCCCUCUGGUCCCGUCUCAACACAGCUGCUGUUUUUGGUUUUAUCAAUGUUGUCCUUUGGUCUGGGAAUAUUUGGUUUGUGUUUAAGGAGACGGGUUGGUACAAAACUGGUCAGAGAUACCCCAUCAGGAGUGCUUCUGGGAAACGUUCCAGCGAAAUGCGGCAGCAACUCUACAGUGAGAGCAGCUUUGACCAGCCAGAAGAGAGUUUUGGCCCCUCGCUCCAAGACCCUUUCAGUCCGUCCAAUGGGGAUUUAGAUAAGCAGGUUCACAGACAAGCUAGUGUCAACCACUCACAAGUUAACCUAAGCUUACCACAAACAAACCUUCAUGAAUGAAAGAGCAAACCCAGAGGAUUCUUCAGGACCCAUUCUUUUUCUCAGUGACAUUUGACUAGAGGUUUAAGCGCCAAAUGGCGCCAUUGAGCGCUUGUGAGGGCAAGUUUUACUGCUCAGUUAAAGUAUUAGGUAGUACCUGCAGUUAAAGCAAAACCUACACAAAACAUAUGAACAUUUAACAUCAUGCCAUUUGCAUUAAAGUCCCACUGCAAUCAUCUUUUGAUCUGUUGUUAAAGCCUUCCCAGUGGUCUUUUAAUCAUCAUGAUGCCCAUUUUAACCCAAAUCAAAAACCUGCCAUUUUCUAUCAAUUCAAUUCAAUUGAAUUUUAUUUGUGUAGCCCAGAAUCAAAACAACAGUUGUGUCGAUGGGCUUUGAGGCUUCUAGGACAUAGUUACUGCAGAGCUGCAGGAGUUCAUUAGAAAUGUUGAGUUGUAGGCAACCCUAUUCUAAUUGUAGUGUUUCCAUGGAGCAACCCUGCCCUUACUUCCCAACAUCCAUCUGUGUUCACUCUCGCCCACUAGCUUACAGCCCUUCACACCCCCAACCUAACAUUAGCGAUGCAAGACAAACAGCAGCAGCAUCAUAGCUUUCCCUCCGUCCAGUUCUGAUCCAGAUUCCAGCUCAGACCAGAGAAACAGAGACGUUCAUGGAUCUGUGUGUCUGACAGUGGAUGAUCAGAAUGGAGCAGAGCAGGGGGCUGGUGGUCUGCAGAUUGUAUUUUCUGCAGAAGAACUACCAGCUUUAUCUGUAUUUUCAUCUGCUCCUGAUGCACAAUGAUUUGAUUCAAGAAAUUAUUCAGAAAUGCAAUUUUACGCUCAAAUUUCUGUGAAUAUGUCCUCCAUCAUCAGAAAACAGUAGAAAGAAUCGGAGUGGGUCUAAAAUGACACAUUCAACUUUGUUGGUAAUGUUUCUGAGUCAAGAAUUUUGAUGAACUAUCAUAAAAACACUUUCCAUAAAAGAAAAGAAAACGUUUUCCUUCAUUCCCAAAACAAACAUGCAUAUUGACAUUUUAAUAUUGUAGCUUGAAGCACAAAUAUGUAAAAAAAAUAUAUAUAUACUUUUUAAUGGCUCAAAGUGCAACACUUUAAAUUGUUUGUCAUGUUUUUUAAGCAAUUUGCGUCAUAAAGUAAAAUUGUACACAUCAUUUAAACUCCAUAGAUAGAGAAGAUUCAAUGUUACUGACUCAGACAAUAAUGAUUGUUGAGCAGCAUUGUUGUUUCCUAUGAAUUUGGACCAGGAAAUAGGAAAACAGGCACAUGUUUCUUCUAACAUGUAUGUUGCAUUUGUAAUUGAAAUUGUGUAAUCCAGUGUGUGAACAGUGAAGUGUGAAACCCCGUUCACACCGAACGCAGCACCUCGCCUGGAUUUUUGGCAAGACCGGGUGGCUGCAGGGAGGGGGGAGACCA
Molecule: messenger RNA, 2424 nt
Organism: Oryzias latipes (Japanese medaka)
Lineage: Eukaryota; Metazoa; Chordata; Actinopteri; Beloniformes; Adrianichthyidae
Product: synaptoporin
Cellular component (GO): synaptic vesicle; synaptic vesicle membrane
Source: RefSeq, a predicted model, not a curated record